Messenger RNA from Paramecium pentaurelia, 1059 nucleotides. NCBI's taxonomy places the organism in Eukaryota, Ciliophora, Oligohymenophorea, Peniculida, Parameciidae. The record is from the annotation of a GenBank genome assembly.
AUGAAUAAUCAUUUAAAAACUGUCUUACAGAAGAUAAAGAAGUAGAGGAUGGAUCUUAGUAAUCAGAUAUAGAUUGGUAAACCUAUAUAAAUUUAUUUGAAAAUAUUUAGAAUUCUUUUGUAUAUAAGAAAGAUUUUGAUGUUUAAUAAAAUUCAAAUAUUUAUAUGAAUAGCUAUUAAAGGAAAUUUUAAAGAUUCUUUUCCAAUUAGAGGACAAUUGUAAAAUUCUUAAGUGAAAAAUGAAUCAAAUCUGUCAUCAUUAUAUAGUCAAUCAUUUGAAUAGGAAUCAUUAACAGCAUCUAAAAAAGUCGUAUAAGAACCUAAAUAACCACUUCCUCUUGCAGUUAAGCCUAUUUUAAAUAAAGAAAAAGUAAUGAUUUUAGUAUGGGUUAAUCUGCCAUCAAUAUAUAAUGAAUAAUCUAAGGAAUUUUGGUCUAAGUGAAAAUUCAGAAUAUCCAUAAUAAUCAGAAAAUAAAGAGGAAGGGAAGGAAGUUAUGUUGAUAAAAGUCCAUUUAGAUAUGUUAGUUAAAAAUUAAAAUUUUGGAACAUGAUUUUUGAUUUCUCUUCUUAUUAUUAAAUGAAACUUAAGAAAAUAGAAAUAAAAAGGUGCAUUAAAAUUCUUUAAAAUAAAUUCUUGAUAAAUGGUAAAGUAUAAGAACGAAAAGAAAAGUAAAUUAUUACGAAGUUCCAAUAAAUUAUCAAAAAAAACUAAGAAAAACUCUAGGAUAUUCUUUUUCAACUAAGUUUAAAUUAAUAGUUUAAAAAUAAAUGUAUGAUUAGAAUGUGUUCUAAAUUGUGCAAUCUUUAGAAGAACAAUUAUUUGAUUAACUUCAAAAACAAUAAAAUGAAAUAUAUUUUUAAGUUCCUAAUUAGAGUUCUAAAUUAGAUAUCAUAAAUGCAAUAGAUCAUGCUAAGUUUGUUGUCCCUAAGAUAAAAGAAAAUAGAAAACUAGUAGAUGCUUUUAGUUCUUCCUAUAGUUAAAGAAGACGACCUGUAAAUGAGUGUUCAAUAAAUUAAGAAUAGACUAAUGUUUGUAUCAAUGAGGAAAUGGAUAAAAUGA